AUGGCCACCACCACAGAGCUCCUCCACGCAUACCGUCGCCUCCUUCGUGCCGGCCUGCGGGCCGUUCAGUUCUCGCAGCCGUCCAGCUCAACGGUCAGGGAACGCCUGCAGGAAGGGUUUCGAGAUCCCAAGGGCACGUUUGACGCCAAGCGGGUCCAGCGCACCAUCUACUUCCUCAACGCGGCGGCCCAGGAGCGUGGGCUGGAACACAAGAUACUCAAGAACCUGUGCCGCGUGCAUUGGGAGAGGAUGCGCGAUCUACGGAGGACGCCGUGGAAGCAUUAUGAACGGACAAUCGCGAUGCUCAACGAUGGCAUGGGCUUGUGUCUGCGAUGA
Molecule: messenger RNA, 336 nt
Organism: Parathielavia appendiculata
Lineage: Eukaryota; Fungi; Ascomycota; Sordariomycetes; Sordariales; Chaetomiaceae
Product: DUF1763-domain-containing protein
Exons: 2
Coding region: 1-336 (111 amino acids)
Source: RefSeq, a predicted model, not a curated record